GAGGAGAAAGUCGUGCAGUGCCAUCAGUUUCUCUCUGCGUCUGUGUCCACCGCACGGCACCCGCCUUCUACCGAGUGGGCCAUUCACCAAUAUCUCUUGCUGAUGUGUGCAUUACACAUAUCAGACAUUUGCACAAUCAUCCCCCAUCCAAAGCAGCGACGUACGCAGCAAGACGGUCCUGUGCUCACGACGCUCUCAUCACCCUGCAGCCAUCAGCAUCACCACCAGCAGCGACCAGGGGGCAGGGGGGCCUCUCGGCGUGUUCGUGCAGUGCCGGAGCUAAUUGAUCAAACUGCCAAAAAGAAAAGAGAAGCAAAAAACGCUCGCUCGUCUCUCUCGCGGCCGCCCCCGUCAAACUUUGGCUCACUUGCACCCAAAAAAGUAAGCACAGCUCAGCGGCCGUUCGCGGUGUGCUCUCUCGCUACUCGAGAAGCUCGUCCUUGCGCCACAUAGCAUGGGCACAUCACCGUCCCUCUGCUGAAACAGCAUCCAUAUCCCUCCCCCUUCCCUCGACCGGCUGUCGCCCAGUCAGCUCCGCCACC
Tilletiaria anomala UBC 951 is the source of this 542-nucleotide messenger RNA. RefSeq lists its product as uncharacterized. NCBI's taxonomy places the organism in Eukaryota, Fungi, Basidiomycota, Exobasidiomycetes, Georgefischeriales, Tilletiariaceae. The record is from RefSeq and is a predicted model, not a curated record. The coding region runs from base 103 to 453 and encodes 116 amino acids. The transcript has a single exon.